UCACUCCCGGGCCUGGACGGCAGCCUGUCUGGGUCAAUCCUGCACUUGGCUAUGUGGGGUCUGGGAGGUCGCCUUGGCCUGCGGGCCUGGCUCGGCGUCCGCAGGCCACUGUGGCCUCGUUUCCAGAGCCGCGGCUGUCAGAGCGGGGAAGAAGGGGACAGGCUACAGCCUUCCUCGAAGAUUCCCAAGAUUUAUACCAAAACAGGAGACAAAGGGUUCUCCAGCACCUUCACGGGAGAAAGGCGACCCAAAAAUGACCAAGUGUUUGAAGCCGUGGGAACCACAGAUGAAUUAAGUUCGGCUAUUGGGUUCGCUCUGGCGUUCAUCACAGAGAAGGACCACACAUUUGCAGAAGAGCUUCAGAAAAUCCAGUGCAUGCUGCAGGAUGUCGGCUCUGCCCUGGCCACCCCACGCUCUUCUGCCAGAGAGGCUCACUUAAAGUACACGGCAUUCGACGCAGGGUCCAUCCUGGAGCUGGAGCAAUGGAUUGACAAGUACACCAGCCAGCUGCCCCCGCUUUCGGCUUUCAUCCUGCCCUCUGGAGGCAAGAGCAGCGCGGCGCUGCAUGUCUGCCGGACCGUGUGCCGCCGAGCUGAGCGACGCGUGGUGCCUCUUGUCCAGAUGGGAGAGACAGAUGAAAAUGUGGCCAAGUUCUUAAACAGACUCAGCGAUUACCUCUUCACCAUAGCCAGAUACGCAGCCAUGAAGGAAGGCAACCAAGAAAAAAUAUACAGGAAACACGGCCCGUCGCAGUCCAUCUGAGGCCCUUUGAAAUAACGGCCACUGUGUGGGCCCCUCUGAGCUGCUCACAGUCAUGUUUACCCUUCCUGUGCCCAUUUCAGAAGAGAGCUUACCCCAGGGGGACAGAAGUGGGCCUGUGGUACAGACUUGGCUUUGCCUCACACACCCUGGCACUUCCCUGGAGGGACCACUGAGGCCUCUGUCUGCUUCCCCGGGCUGUCCUUGGAGCACGAGGGACUGAAUUCCGUAUUGCAGAAAAGAAGGUCAAGUAAAAAGCUGCAGGGAGAAGGGUGAGGACUGCAGAAGAAGCAAUAAAAGUGGGAAAGGCUGA
Messenger RNA from Jaculus jaculus (lesser Egyptian jerboa), 1072 nucleotides. RefSeq names its product metabolism of cobalamin associated B (gene Mmab). Gene Ontology annotation, molecular function: corrinoid adenosyltransferase activity. The coding region runs from base 52 to 762 and encodes 236 amino acids. The transcript is spliced from 9 exons. NCBI's taxonomy places the organism in Eukaryota, Metazoa, Chordata, Mammalia, Rodentia, Dipodidae. The record is from RefSeq and is a predicted model, not a curated record.